Messenger RNA from Arachis stenosperma, 2120 nucleotides. Its product is annotated as rop guanine nucleotide exchange factor 7-like. The transcript is spliced from 7 exons. The record is from RefSeq and is a predicted model, not a curated record. Gene Ontology annotation, molecular function: guanyl-nucleotide exchange factor activity. The coding region runs from base 142 to 2031 and encodes 629 amino acids. NCBI's taxonomy places the organism in Eukaryota, Viridiplantae, Streptophyta, Magnoliopsida, Fabales, Fabaceae.
UCUUUCUAUCUACCCUUCACUUUCAAAAACACCGCUAACGACUUAUGGAAGGUGAUAGUGCCUUCACCCAACAAAAAACAAAACCCAUUUUCAGUUUUGAGGUUUUGUUUGUUGUCUCAUUUUCUUGAGAGUUUGCAUUUCAUGAAGGGGAGGCCUACUAUGUACUACAAUGGCAUGCUGAUAAACAACAACGCCGUCUUCGAUUCCGAUCCGGGUUUUCUUGAAGAAGGGAAAGCUACAAUGGAGAUCAAUAAUAGUGAAGUUGUUGAAGGGAAUGGAGAAGAUAAGAAGAAUGGAGUUACUGAAGUGAAUGAAGAAUGUGAUGAGAAUGGUUGCAAAAAUGAGACUACUUUUGCUGCUGAAUCCAGUUCUGGCUCUGAAUUUGUGUCAUCUGAGAAAGAACAUAAUGGUCAAAGUAGUGCUGAGGAGCAUUCAUGUUCACCACCUUCAAUGGGGUCUCCGGUUCAAGAAAUGGAUGACUCAAAUUGCACACAAAGUCCAAAUGGAAGUAGUGAAGAUGAAGAGAAAAAGGAUUUUGUGUUGGAAGUUGAGAUGAUGAAGGAGAGGUUUGCAAAAUUAUUACUCGGAGAAGACAUGUCAGGUUGUGGAAAUGGUGUCCCUACAGCCUUGGCUAUAUCCAAUGCCAUAACUAAUCUUUGUGCCACCCUGUUUGGACAACUCUGGAGAUUGGAACCCCUGACUUCUGAGAAGAAAGCAAUGUGGAGAAGAGAGAUAGAGUGGCUACUUUCCGUCGCCGAUCAUGUCGUAGAAUUGAAACCUACAUGGCAAACUUUUCCGGACGGAACCAAGCUUGAGGUCAUGACUUGCAGACCACGUUCAGAUCUUUAUGUCAAUCUUCCUGCUCUGCGAAAAUUAGAUAACAUGCUUCUUGAAAUACUAGAUGGUUUCAUCAAUGCUGAGUUCAGGUAUGUAGAGCAAGGUGUUCUUGCACCGGACACGGAUGACGGUUCGGCUUCUUUUCGAAAAGUGGUGCAGCGACAAGAGGAGAAAUGGUGGCUUCCUGUUCCUCAAGUUCCACCCUAUGGCUUACACGAGAAUUCAAGAAAGCAGUUGCAGCACAAGCGCGAUUGCGCAAACCAAAUACUCAAAGCUGCCAUGGCUAUUAACAGCACCACUCUUGCUGAAAUGGAGGUUCCUCAUGCAUAUUUGGACUCUCUUCCAAAGACAGCAAGAGGCAGCUUGGGAGAUGUAAUUUAUAGGUACAUUACAUCAGAGAACUUUUCUCCAGAGUGUUUGUUAGAGUGCCUUGAUGUAUGUUCUGAGCAUCAAGCAAUAGAGGUUGCCAACAGAGUUGAGGCUUCAGUUUAUAUCUGGCACAAGAAGACCAACUCGAAGCUUCCGAAUCGCGCCACCAGAUACAGUUCAAGAUCUUCAUGGGAGAUGUUCAAGGAUCUAAUCCUUGAAGGUGACAAGAGAGAAUUGCUUAUAGAGAGAGCAGAAACUCUUAUGCUCUCCUUGAAGCACCGUUUUCCUGCUCUCCCUCAAACUGCAUUAGAUACAUGCAAAAUCCAAUGCAACAAGGAUGUUGGGAAAUCAAUUCUAGAGAGCUACUCUAGAGUACUAGAGAGUUUGGCUUCAAAUAUUGUUGCAAGAAUUGAUGAUGUGCUCUACGUGGAUGACUUGACCAAACAUUCUUCAGAUCAGUUCUCAAUGCUCCCAAAACUUGGUUUGAUCACUCACAACAAUCAUAUUUCUUCAGUUCCAUAUGUCCCAACAACAUCAUAUAAUAAUAAAUCAGGUCUUGGAACACCAAAAGCAGGGGUUAUUUGCCCUGCAAAGGGAGGAAACUCAUCAAUGACCAAUAAUAAUAAUAGUAACAUUAAUAGAGUAAUUUUGACAGAUUUUCUUAGCAUUGAUAGAAAAGGGAAGGACUAUGGAUGUGAAAUUGAGAACUUAGUUCCAACAUUAACAGAAUUUGAUGAUGAGGUUCCACCUUGUGAAACAGAGGCAAGUGAUUGCACAGAUGACGAUGUCAAGCAUAAAGCAUUGGAACAGGCUUGGAUAGAGUGAAAUGCUUUUGGUCUUAUUGAACUUUGAUGGUGCAUUUCCACAUUUUUUUUAAUUUUAAUUUUGGUGUUUCAUAUUUCCUCCAUCAUUGU